AUGGAUAGAAUUAAAUGGUGUCUCGACAAGUUGACAGUGGCACAUGAGCCCGGUCUCACCAAUGCUCAGCUGAUGUUAACCAACGAUGACUUGCGACCAGUGGAGCCUGAACGCCGCCAAUGGACAUGGUUGAACUAUGUCGCUUUUUGGAUUGCCGACUCACUUAAUAUCAACACAUGGAUGAUUUCAUCCUCAAUGAUCAUCGCGGGUCUUUCGUGGUGGCAAGCGUGGAUUUGUGUUUGGGUUGGAUAUUUCCUUGCAGCAUGUUUUGUCUGUUUAACCGGUCGCAUCGGUGCUGUCUAUCAUACGUCCUUCCCAGUGACCGUCCGAGCAUCCUUUGGAAUAUGGGGUUCUCUCUGGCCGGUGAUUAAUCGAGUCGUGAUGGCUAUCAUCUGGUACGGUGUACAAGGUUACAUUGGAGGCGAGUGUGUGACCGUCAUGAUCUCAGCCAUCUGGCCCAGCUACAAGAAUCUACCCAACUCAAUUCCCGCCAGUGUCGGCGUCACAACCAGGGAUUUCGUCAGCUUCUUCCUAUUUUGGCUUUGUUCCUUGCCCGCUCUAUGGUUCCCUGUGCACAAGGUGCGCCACUUGUUCACAGCCAAGGCGAUUUACUCGCCGAUUGCUGCUAUUGCAUUCUUCGCUUGGGCCAUUUCAAGAGCCCACGGCAUUGGACCUAUUAUUCACCAGCCCAACACCGUCCAUGGAAGUACACUGGCAUGGCAAGUCGUCACUGGAAUCAUGACGUGCAUUGGUAACUUUGCGGCUCUCAUCAUGAACGAUCCUGAUUUCUCGCGAUUCGCUCGUACACCAAAAGAUGCUCUGUGGUCUCAGCUCUUCACCAUUCCCAUCGGAUUUGGAAUCACAUCAUUCAUCGGUAUCAUUGUGUCCUCCUCCUCUACAGUGAUCUAUGGCACACAGGUGUGGAGCCCGCUUACCCUGCUGGACAUGUUCUUGGACGGAGCGAGCUCUGGACAGCGCUUCGGCAUUUUCAUCAUCGCCCUGGGAUUCACCCUAGCCCAGCUGGGAACCAACAUUGCUGCCAAUUCUGUGUCUGCCGGAACCGAUUUGACGGCCCUGCUGCCCCGAUACUUGAACAUUCGACGCGGUAGUUAUAUUUGCGCAGCUAUCAGUUUGGCCAUGUGUCCGUGGAAUCUUGUCACCGGCUCCAGCGAGUUCACUACUUACCUAUCCGCCUACUCCCUCUUCCUCUCUGCCAUCGCAGGACCUAUGGUCUGUGAUUACUACGUCGUUCGCCGCGGCUACCUAGAUAUCAAAGCCCUUUACAGUGCCCGCAACACAGACCCAUACUACUUCACCUACGGGUUCUCUUGGCGCGCCUAUACCGCCUACAUCUGCGGCAUCCUAAUCAACAUUGUCGGAUUUGUCGGCCAAGUCGGUCCUGAAGUUCCAAUUGGCGCGCAGUACAUCUACAACAUCAGCUACUUUUCCGGCUUCAUCGUUUCUGGUGGCAUGUACUGGAUUCUCUGCCUCCUCUUCCCUAUUCCUGCAACAAGCGACAAGUGGAACGAAGUUGAUAUCGAUUACGAGGACGUUACCGUUGCGUACGGACAGGAUGUGACCGAUGGGGAAAAUGUUCCCGGUUAUGGACAGCGGAGAUCCAUCUCGGACUCGCUACCCUCCGAUGAUCAGAAGGGACUCAGCUCUGCUUCGAGGAAAAUCCAGUACGAGACUUGA
Messenger RNA from Penicillium odoratum, 1695 nucleotides. RefSeq names its product nucleobase cation symporter-1 family protein. NCBI's taxonomy places the organism in Eukaryota, Fungi, Ascomycota, Eurotiomycetes, Eurotiales, Aspergillaceae. The transcript is spliced from 5 exons. Gene Ontology annotation, cellular component: plasma membrane. The coding region runs from base 1 to 1695 and encodes 564 amino acids. Gene Ontology annotation, biological process: nucleobase transport; transmembrane transport. Gene Ontology annotation, molecular function: nucleobase transmembrane transporter activity. The record is from RefSeq and is a predicted model, not a curated record.